Messenger RNA from Hirsutella rhossiliensis, 2184 nucleotides. RefSeq lists its product as uncharacterized. The transcript has 2 exons. The coding region runs from base 1 to 2184 and encodes 727 amino acids. The record is from RefSeq and is a predicted model, not a curated record. NCBI's taxonomy places the organism in Eukaryota, Fungi, Ascomycota, Sordariomycetes, Hypocreales, Ophiocordycipitaceae.
AUGCUACGGCAUCUUUUCGCCAUCGUCCUUCCCCUUCUGCUUUGGCUUCAAUGGUCCAGUGUCGCCCUGGCCGCACCGCCGCGAGUCCUGCCUCUCGACCCAGCUCGGGUAGAGGCCAAGGAUUUAACCGUUUCACUAUUCCGCCGCCCCGACUAUAGCACCUUUGCCAAGGCAGUCGAAGAGAAGGAUCUAAAAUAUUUCCACUGGACGGUUGAUGCUAGCCCAAAGGGUACUAAGGGUCAGUUUGUAGAUUCUUUCGAUGCCUCCAACGGGUUUGAAAUUCGAAUAGGCCCGAAAGGGUCCUUUGAAUGGAAUCGUCCCAAGCCGGGAGAGGCCCCGGGCUUCAAGUUUCAGUACAAGUACAACGUCCAGCCCAGCAAAUCUGUCACUCUCCAGGCGAGAAUUCACAUCGGAGAGGCGCAGGUGUCGACAAACCAAGUCAAGGAUAUGCUCCAAGACGUUAAAAUACCCUGUUCCGCUGGAGAGAGUUGUGCCGACUGGGUGCAAUCAGCGAUACGCCGUCUGCAAAGCAACAAGUUGGUACCAGAGUUUGACGUGUCGUCAUUCUCCGCCAAGGCUCUCGACUACGGUUUCGAGAGAUGCAGGCUGGUGCAGGAUCCAGAAUUGCCGAUACAGCAAGUUGAGCAAGAAAAUGCGGCCAUUGCCGAGUUUGGCAGCGAUGGAGUCAUUAAAAAGCCACUGCCGCCUCCCGCAGCUCCUACCACUGGGAAGGACGGGCGUCCGAAACGGCCCGGGAAUACACCAAAGAACUGCGUCAUUUCGCGCAGAGACGGCUCAGUCUGUGUGAACGAAGACGGGAGCAUCGCGGAUCCCGAGGCCAAUGAGGUGGUGAAUCCGCGGCCCACAACCCCUGAAGAGCCCAACCUGGCCAAAGAAGCCUUGCCAAAAGAAGAUGUCCUUGCGCCCGAAGAGCUGGUGCAGUUGGCAGAUAAAAUCGCGGAAUCCGAAUUCGCGAGCCUCAUGUCUAGGUUUGGCGUAAGUGACCUGCUUAAGAAUGGCAAGCAGUCAUUUUCAGAGCUACGUGCACAGUUUAAAGGCUAUUCGCCUCUCAAGGACAAGUCAUGGGCGGCGAAGAGGGUAUCAGGCGCCAAGGGUGCCAAGGGCGCGAUUGCGCUGACGCUUGUUACACUGCCCCUUUAUUUCAAAGACGUAUUCGACGUCUUCACAAGCGAAUCAAGUACCUUAGAGAAGGUUGCGGCAGGGACGUCGAUUCUCCCUGUGGUGGGCUGCGCCACCAAGGCCGCGGCCGACGACGAGAAUGGGGAAGUCGGAGUGGCCAGCACUAGCCUAUGUUUUGUCGGUGAAACCCUCCUCUUUACGCCGUUGGCGCCGGUCGGGUUACUAUUGCGAUCGAUCGGAUCUGUUGUUGAGUUUCACGAGAAACAAGACCCGCAGAACCUACAAAGCCGUCGGGACACGGCGUGGGACAAACACUACCGGAAUAUUACCAACUAUCUCAAGUCGGACCAGUUUUCAUCUUUAUUGAGCGAUCGAUACGGAACAGAAGUGGCGGCCAUUUUAUCCGCAGCCUCUGACGCCAGAGGCAGGAUCAUAACAGCCAAGUCCCUCGUACAUUCUGUCAACGGCAGUAGCCCUUUACCAGACAGCCAGGAUAAAGGCAAGGUCGAUAGAGACAUUCCUACCCAGUUGGACAAGAUCGACGCAGCGAUAUGUUCCCAAGUUGCGGAUAUCAAGACUCGCUUUAUCAAGAAAUUCCCGGGUCUCACCGUGAAGUGGGUACGCGAUGAAGCCAACGACUAUAAUAAGCAGUUCAUCGACGGGUAUGAACGUGGGAUGAAGACCAUUAUAGAUAACUGGGUCAGACUCUACAACGCACGCGGCGGCAAGUAUUUGCCUCCUGCCGACGUUAUCGAAAAGGAACGUAGCGAUUUUCAAGCAGAAGUUGGUUCUAAUACGGACUAUCUUGAGAAGAAUAGCCCGCUGCGCCAGCCCGACGAGGAUAGCAUUCUGCAAAUGGUUGAGAUGAACGCCUCGCUUCUCAAACUACCUGCUCCGUGCAUAACGCUGUCCGGCGCAGGAGUCGGGGUCGGGGUCGGAGCCGGGGCCGGGGCCGGCGUAGACGUCGGCGUCAAUAGACACCGGAGGCCAUCAUCAGGGCGAAAGCCACUGCGCGUGCUAGCCUUUGGGAUACUCAAAGCAUGA